AUGAUUGAUGUAUUACAGACUAGACGAAGAAACUAUCCCAGGGUAACUCCUGCACCACCAACACAACCACCAACACAAAUAGAACCUCCGCCCACUAUUAAACCGGAACCUCCAACCAGACCUCCGACCACAACUACUAUAAAACCAGAUGAAGAAGAAACAAAGCCCACAACUGCAACCACCACCGCGACAACAACAACUGUCGCAACUAAGAAAGACGAGGACGAACCAGAAACAGUAUCUAUCAUGGAGACAAAGAGACAAAGACUAGACGCACAAGAAGAUGAAUCAUACGGGUCCAACCUCGCAGUGGCGAAACUCGCUCAACCGCUAUUCGGCAUCCACUAUUAUAAGACGGAUAUCACAGUCACCCGAAAACAACACCUUACGCUGGCUCAAUACAAGCCUGCAGACACGGGGAUCACACAAUACUACGUCACCUGCAUCCCGUAUCAAAUAUUCGAGUUUUGGACAGUUAAUAAAGGCGGUGACAAUUUUAGAGACCCUCUUGCAAACCUCGUCAAAGUCUACGACUACAUACAUUAUAAUUCUGGUUCUAUUCGGUUUAGUCAUUUUGUACCACUGCAGCAGAGUCUUAGUUCAACUACGCAACAGGAUACGCCAGCGCUCAACACAACCCCUUACGCCUACAUCGCCAAAGACUCCCUUGGAAACCUAGAUGGAAUCACAUCGCCCACAGCCAUAGAUAUCACUACCAUGGUCAACCAACAAAUUAAACUACCGAGCAAUACAUACUGGAGUAAAGACAGUGACGAAGGACUACUAGGACUCGCUGAUGUCAAAACCUUCCACCAAGGAGAAACCGUACACUACAAUUUCAAAUUUGAUAACCAGAUGAACUGCCUCAAACAAAAGACACCCCGCUGGGAUAAUACAUUCGGACACUACUUCCCACUAGCCUCAGGGAAACCAUUGAAGACUGGGAUAGCCAUGAGUGUACAAGUGAACGCAGACGAAUCAAUAAAUCAGUUCAAGAUACCUGAAUACGAUCUACCUUUCUUGUUUAUCUUCCUACCAUACAUCGAACAAGUCAACAACACAGAAACCAUAGCCAGACUAUACGCUCAUGUCCUCAUGGAAACGGAACUCAAUUUCACCCUAUGGACUGUCCCUGAUGGAGCCAAACACUUAACAGGAAACAUGCACAACAAAAAUCAACUAGAGCCGGUAUUGCAUAAAUGGACCAACAAAACACUAACCCAACAAGCCUACCAAUUCAACUAA
Messenger RNA from Opisthorchis viverrini, 1245 nucleotides. RefSeq lists its product as hypothetical. Lineage: Eukaryota; Metazoa; Platyhelminthes; Trematoda; Opisthorchiida; Opisthorchiidae. Bases 1 to 1245 code for a protein of 414 amino acids. The record is from RefSeq and is a predicted model, not a curated record. The transcript has a single exon.